Messenger RNA from Fusarium verticillioides 7600, 850 nucleotides. RefSeq lists its product as hypothetical. The transcript is spliced from 2 exons. The record is from RefSeq and is a predicted model, not a curated record. Lineage: Eukaryota; Fungi; Ascomycota; Sordariomycetes; Hypocreales; Nectriaceae. Bases 6 to 809 code for a protein of 267 amino acids.
CAAGAAUGUCUCCGCCAAAGUCAACUCAGUCAAGGCCAACGUCUGUAAAAACAAUGCCUGUAAGGGAACGACGCCAUCCAACGCGUUCAAGAAGUAUGCAAGCACGAUCACAAGUCAAGAGUCUGCAAGGUGUCCCCAGUGCUGCAGGGAAGUCACUCGCAAACAUUCCCAAGAUGAAACAGGUUACACAGAAUGCUAUCAAGUACACCACAACUCCGGCAGAUGAGGCCUACUAUCUGAUGUUGAUGAAUGAAUAUCACAUCAACUCUUUGAGAGACGUGAUAAAGGCAUUCAGGGUAACUCAAUAUUUCCCCCAGGCAGCAGAUGACUUAAAAAAGCUCACUGGGACUUUCAACCUCAUCAGCAACCAUGCGGGCGCCGCAAAGACUGCUGCCACGUCCAUCAAUCAGAUUCUGUCUGUCAAUUGGGCCAAGAACUCUGAGCUUUCCAAGACGGAAUCUGGCCGCAAAGUCCGUGAUGGUCUUAUCAGCAUCCAGAAGAGCUUCAGGAAUGAUCUGAAAGGCCCCCUUGAAAAUCUCAUCAAGGCCAACAAAGCAGUAGAAGAAAUCCUCGUUCAGCUACAUCUUCGGAAGAAGAGACUUGAGACUUCGUCUGGGGGUGUCUCUUACAGCCGCUGGAUCGAGGCUAAAAUGCCUGUGCCGUGCAAGAAAGAGGAGACAUAUUAUAAGGCCAUUGGGGGCAUCGAGGGGAAAAUGACCUACCAGGAAGUCCAGGCUUGUGAGUUUGGACCGCAAAAGGUUCCAUUCAUUAAAACUGUCAUUCCAUAUAUGAAGUAUCGCUUUGUUUGAUACCCUGUCGACCUUUGAUGGAGCAUCGUUGGAUAAGGCAU